This is a messenger RNA of Zalophus californianus (California sea lion), 4891 nucleotides long. RefSeq names its product testis expressed 13B (gene TEX13B). Bases 1156 to 2130 code for a protein of 324 amino acids. The record is from RefSeq and is a predicted model, not a curated record. Lineage: Eukaryota; Metazoa; Chordata; Mammalia; Carnivora; Otariidae. The transcript is spliced from 3 exons.
AACCACUGUUAACAUUUUGGCACAUGACUUUCAGAUUUUUAAUGCAUGCAUACAUAUAGAAAUAUAUGUUUUUGUAACAAAUGCAAUCAUAGAAAGAUGUAUUUUAAAAAGAGAUAAAACUUUUUCCAAACCUCCUCUCCAGUUCCACUUCCCAGAGAUAACCAAUGUUAAGAGUCUAGUGUAUACCCUCCCACUCCCUUCUUCAAGAUCAUAGAAACGUACACAUACACACACACACAAUUUGUAUAUUUUACAAAAAUGCGAUCAUAGAAAACAUUACAUCAAAUUUCCAUGCACUUUGUUACUCAGUACUCACGGUAGGCCCAUAGGUAGAAACUAAGAUUCAAUUAUAGCAGAAGGUCAUCUAGUAAGUGGCAAAGUAGGACUAAACCUUAAGUCCUGUUUUUUCCAGUAGGCCUCAGAAAGCCAUUGGAGGUUUUAAACUGACAUGCUCAGAUCCCUCUGACGUCAGGGUAGGAAGGAGACAGACCAGGUAUCAGAGGGCUGCAGUGGUCUAGGAAGAUAUACAGGUAGGGGGAGCUGGACUAGGGUGCCUGGCGUGUGAAGGCGGACAGAUUCGAGAGAUGGUUUUCGGGAUGAAAUGGCCAGAAUUUAAGACGGGUUUACGGUGACUAGAAUGUUCAGUGCUGAGCCAAUGGGCGACGAAGCUGUUCCCAGGCUCCGCCCUCUUCCUCCGAGGAAAGCCAAUGAGGGAUUGGGGCUGCUUUGAGUUCUAGAACAUUCCAUCUCUAGGAGGCAAGGGCCCCUGGCGUGGGACAAAACCAUUAUGGAGGGGGUAGAACUUCCUGUACUUGAUUAUGAGUACUUCACGUUCUCGAUUCUAAGUCUUUUCUAACCACUGUUGUUGUUUACCACCAUCAGCGACUUUCAGCAAUGUAGUGGGUUCUUUUAGGUCCUGGAGUUCGGGAGGAACCUUUCUCACAAAUUCCCACGCACCCCCACUGUCUCUGGAAGUUGGAACAGUCCUAAAGUAAAAGCCUCGAGGGUUGGCCCCAAGCCUUCCUUUUCCCCCCGGAGUCCUAGAAGGGAAAGGUGCGCUCUCUCUUCAGGCUUCGUCGGUAGGCGUGGUUAGCUGGCACCCUAUCUGGCCCCGGCGUUAGAGGGACAGCCAAACUCCUAAGGUGCUCAGUCGUCAUGUCCUUGAAACCUGAUGACCCCAGUGCUGGGUUCCAGCACAACAGUGUGGUGGCCUUCAUCAAUGAGAAGAUGGCCGGGCACACGAGAGGCCCUGAGUUCUACCUCGAGAAUAUAUCCCUGUCCUGGGAGGAGGUGGAGAACAAGCUCAGGGACAUCCUGGAAGACAGCGCAGUGCCCAGCCAGGCCAAAGACGCCUGUGCCUGGAGCAGCCUGGCCCUGGGCGUGCGCUUUGCCCGCAGGCAGAGCCAGUUACAGGGGCACAGGGUGCACUGGCUGCAUGAUUUUGCCAAACUGCAUAAGUCCGCUGCAGAGGCCUUGGCCACAGACCUAAAGGAGUUCACAGAGCAGCAGGAGAUGGAGCGCAAGGAGUCAGCCUUCCGGCUGCGGCAGACACAGGCAAACCUGGCGGAGAUACAGAAGGAACAGAAGCUCCUGAGGUGGAAGCUCUUACAGCUGGGGUGUACCAGGGAGCAGGGCCAAGCCUCAGAGGAGCCAGGCCUGGCCACCGCCAGUGGGGCUGGGACAGAAGGGGCCUGUGAGGAGGAGGAGGAAUCCCAAGCUGCUGCUACCUCUGUUACUGCUGCUGGUGCCACAGGAAGAGAAAGAAGACAGAAGGAUGCACUGGGGGCAGAAGCCGCAAAGGAGCUGGGUGGAGGCCUCAUGCACCUGGUUGGAGCCAUGGACCAGAAAAAUUACACCACUGAUGGGCAGAGGGAGGGAGAGCUCAGGUCAGUGGAAACAGCCAUGUUUUAUUUCUCUAGGACCAGAGUCACACCACCACCCCUCCCUGUCCAGCUCCCUACCUCAUUCACAUACCUACUCAUGCCCUCAUCCCCCUUCCCACCUGCACCCGCACCCACACCCGCCCGCACCUGCACCCGCACCUGCACCUGCACCCGCACCAUCCCCACCAGCAGCAACAUUCACAGCAGGAGCUCCAUCUCAGACAACUCCCAAGAGGAGGCCCUUUGAUGGUAGCCAGCGGUGUGUUGGGGGGUCCCAGGGAACAGACCCUCAAGAAUCCCAAAGAGACAGGAGAGAUUCCAAACCCCGUCAGCAGAGAAGACCUCCCAUAUCUCGCAGGCCUGGGGAUUGGGACUGCCCUUGGUGUAAAGCUGUGAAUUUUUCAAGGAGGGAAAUUUGCUACCGCUGUGGGAGGGGAAUCUGGCUGCAAAGCCCUCAGUAAUUUUAGAAAUGUGAAACCCCUGAACAAAAACAUAUACCAAUGGGAAAUCAAUUUUCAAGGUUGGGGGGAGGUGAAGGAGGAAACUGGGUGGAGUGGGGGAGGGGAUGGGUGGGAGGUGGGGUGGGAAGUGGAGAGGGUGUAGAGUGACAGGGAGAGACAUGUUUUGAUUGACCCCUUUGUGUUCCAGAGCAUUAGCAUUCCACACCCCAAAAGCACUGUAGCUUCUGUUUGUAUGUGUCUCCCUCCCCAACCCUUGUAUCUGGUGGACCUGAGCAGCCAUGUAUAUGGCAACCCACCCCUCUCCCCACCUAGGCUGUAUAUGAUUGGAGCAGGAGUGGCCACCUGACCCAUCCUGAGCCAAACAGGUUCUCACACUAGAGAAUGUGAACAGAGAGGCAGAUUCCAUAGUCAGGGUGGUGUUGGGUAAGGAAACAGUGGGUUAUUUGGAGUUGGGGCCAAGCCUGGUACUGGUGGUUGUCAGGGAGCAGGACUGUGUGCUUUAUAGAAGCCAAAUGUCUUUUAGAGAAUGCCAGAAUGGGGUCCCAGGGAGCAGAUAAGGCACAGAGAAGCAGCACAGGAGUUGAUCCUGCAACCCUAAGAGUUGGAGAAAUGGUAGCAUGACCACUUUUCCAUUCUCUGCAAUAGUGCAAUCGUGAAAAUCCAAUCUACACAGAUCCCCAUUUCUUUAAGCUAACUUGAGUGGGUUCCUGUUCUGGGCAACCAGGUUAUUUCCAAGUCAGAAAUUGGCACCAGAAGAGCAGUUACAAACCAUAGAUUGUCAAAGAAACUGUCAGAACUUGGCUGGGGAGGAGUAUCAGAGAGUUAUGGGUAUAGUGAGGAUUCCUGCAUCCUCACUGUUUCCAGGAAUGAAUUGGACAGGAAGCUUGUUCAUGUUCUGAUCAAGUUAUAUUGUGAGAAAUGAUCUAAACAGGCCUGUAGUUAACCCUGGGCUUACAACACAGCAGAGAUUUGCCAUCCCUAAGAAAAUCCUUCAGGUCUACAAACAGGGGACACCAGCACCAGUUGCAGACAAGGACUGCUAUGGCUGUCUAGCUCCACAACAGGAGAACCCUCCCCAAUCCCCAGUGGCAGAACUGGAAACUCCUGCCACUGCCUAAGAGGUGAGUCAGCAACUGAUAGUGCCCAGAGCGUUUACUGGUUUAGACCACCGACCAGUGUGGUGCCAUCCUGAGGGAUUCUCUCUCCCAACCCACCACCAGAAUAAUACUGGGAGGGGAAUCUGGCUACAAAUCCCUCAGUGAAUUCAGAAAUGUGGAAUAGAACAUAUCCCAAAGGGAAAUCAAUUUCCAGGGGGAGGGGGUAAACUGGGAAAGAGGGAGGGGAGAGGAUGGUCUGUGUCUCCUUUCUCAUGACUGUGAGUGGUGUUGAGGGAGGCUCAAUGUAUGGGUUAGCCCACAGAUGGAAAGAUGGUGAGGUUUCACACCUGGACCAUAAUAAGACAACUAGAAGAGCCCUGGAUAUUACCCAGGGACUCUCUUGACCUAGGGUCUGAAGCUGUCAUGGCCCUGGGACAUCUCUACAGCAGCUGGCUGUGACUCUGGGCUGUCUCCUAUUGGGGCAGGUGUGGACAACCAUCAGGGUUUGGGGCAAGAGCCCUAACUUGCAUUUUCAGAAAACCUCUGGGCUCAUUUAUAGCCUUCUAGGGCAGGGCUCAUCUAUAUCUUUCUAGGGUACUCUUGCCACUUGAGAGUGAGUAAUUCUUUAUUGCAGGGGGCUAUCCAGUACACUGUAGGAUGUUUGGCAGAAUCCCUGGUCUCUACCCCCUAGGUGUCACAGCCAAAAAUGUCUCCAGAUAUUGCCACACGUCCACUGGAGAGCAAAACUGCCACUGUUUGGGAACCAUGGAGGCAGGGAGGUCCUUAGGAGCAGUCAGAACAGGGGGAAGGGAGAUGCAAGUAGAGCAUAUUCUGCAGUGCCCGUGGCUGCAGGGGAGACCUUAAGAUAGGAGGUGAAAAGUGUUCACUGGGUCUGCUAUUCACUUUUGAUCUCUGAGCAGAUCUAGGCUGGGGAGGGGCAGAAGCCAAACCACAAGGACUGGGGAGUAAAUAGGAAGCAAGGAAGUGCAGUCAGGGCGAGCUCUUCGAGUAGUUCUGUCUGUGAAGGGAAGGAGUGGGGUUGGAUACAGGGCUGAGAGAAGAGGGUUCUUUGGAACAGGGGAGAAACUUGAACCAUGGGGAAGGAGACAGCUGAAGAAAGCGGAGGAGACAGACCCCCGCAUACUGUAUUGGAGGCAUGUCCACUGUACUGUUCAAUGAAAAAAAAAAUAAGCCAGUUUUGUGUGUGUGAAACAAAACCCCCCAAAGUUCUGUAACUCUGCAUAUGUAUGAUACGUAUAUUAUAGAUUUAUAUGUGCCUUUUGUUAUUGAUGUUAUUGAUUGAUGUUUGACAAAGCAUAGAAAAGGUCUGGAAAGACAUUUAGCAAACAAGGUAUUACCUGGGGAGGGUGAGAUCAGGGUCAGGGGAUGGUAAGCAGGAGGUGGGGUGUUGGGGAUAUAAAGUGGGGUGGGGUCUGUCUGGGACAAUAGG